Messenger RNA from Paramuricea clavata, 366 nucleotides. NCBI's taxonomy places the organism in Eukaryota, Metazoa, Cnidaria, Anthozoa, Malacalcyonacea, Plexauridae. The record is from the annotation of a GenBank genome assembly.
AUGGCUCCCUUGGGACCGAGAAAGCUUGAUGUAGUCAACGCCAAAACUACUGAUAUAUCGGGACUGUUGAACGUAUUAGAAUGGUCUCCGAGAGGGACAAAUGGUAUGCUCAACUCAGGUGUCGAUCUCUUGAAAAGAGCAGAUGCAAGAAGUGCUAGGGAUAUUUGGCACAGUUGCUGCAUGUAUGUGAUGCUGAUAAAGUCAAAGCGUUUGGAUCUUUAACCUCGCUUCAUCAAGACCCAGAACUGUACCAUGACAAAGAUGUCCAAGACGCCAUAAACAAGCUUAGUAGUUUACUCAAUAAUGGUUUCGCGGUUAUUGAAGAAAAAGGAUUGGAAGUACUCGCUCAGUUACAACAUGAACUUG